Messenger RNA from Aphis gossypii (cotton aphid), 1370 nucleotides. RefSeq names its product DNA replication complex GINS protein PSF2 (gene Psf2). NCBI's taxonomy places the organism in Eukaryota, Metazoa, Arthropoda, Insecta, Hemiptera, Aphididae. The record is from RefSeq and is a predicted model, not a curated record. Gene Ontology annotation, cellular component: GINS complex; nucleus. The transcript is spliced from 4 exons. Gene Ontology annotation, biological process: double-strand break repair via break-induced replication; DNA replication. Bases 137 to 745 code for a protein of 202 amino acids.
AAAUAAUAAUUUAUAUUGUUUUUAUUGUUUAAAUGUUAAAAACACUUUUUUGGUGAUUUGUUUUAAAAAAAAUAAAAUACAAUUUCAGUUUGAUUUUCGAUUUUGUAACAUUUUAAACUCAUAGACGUUUGCCAAUAUGAUGCACCCCGCUGAAAUCGAGUUCCUGGCCGAAAACGAGAUUAUUCAAAUCGUGCCGACGUUCAAUCAUGCCAGCCACGUACAUCUGAUAUGCGGCUCUUAUGGCCCGUUUCGAGCUGGUUUGCCGUUAAACGUUCCCAUCUGGGUGGCACUAAAUCUGCGACAAAAAAAGACGUGUCGUAUCCUAGCUCCUGACUGGAUGACCGUCGAUAAGCUACAAGAAAGACUUGAAGAAGAGAAAGCAUCAAAGUUUUUUACACAACUACCCACAAAUUAUUACUUGGAAAUCACACAAAUGUUGUUGACUGUUGCCAGUGAAGAUAUUCCACAGGGGAACGAUAUAAAAACUGCAGUUAAAGACUUAUGGGAUUUAAGGAUAGCAAAAUUAAGAUCUUCUGUUGAUCUCUUCGUUAAAGAAGGUCGUGUUCAAGCUUCUUUAAACCAUUUAACACCUAUGGAAAUUAAUUCUGUGAGGCCAGUAUUCCCAGAUACAUUGGAUGCUUUAAUGACACUCCAUGAACACAUUAACUCGAGUGAUGACAGAGAAGACAGCAGUCAAUCUUCAGGAGCAACUCCUAGUUCAACAUCUUUUUCAUUAUCCCUGUGAAAUUGUUUAUUUAUUUUUAAAAUACUCAGAAUUGCACUCAGAUGGUUGUGUUUAAUUUUGUUGGGAUCAGAUUAAAUUAUUUGUAAUACCAAAAACUUUAUAUAAUUGUUAUAAUAUGUCUGAAUGUAACUAACCUAUUAUAUUUAGACCGUCUUGGUCAAAUAUAUUUUCUAUUCUUUAAUCUAGAUAUAAAACAUUGUUCUAUUUUUCUUUUGGCAAUUGCAUGGUAAUGUAAAAUAUUUUAUUUUUAUCUCAGUCCACAAUAACUUUUUAUAUGUAUUUACUAUUAAGUUAGAAGCAUAAUCUUAUCAACGAAUUAAAAUCUCAUAGACUAAAAUGUUCAUAAACAUAAUAUAAUGUGCAAUUAUUAAGAAGUCCAUAAUUUUAGUUACAAACAACAAUGGUAACUACUGCAUUGUUGGGUGUAUAGAUAAUUGUGAUAAUUUUGGCUGCAGUAUAAUAUUAUUUUAAAUGUCAAGAUCAAACUAUACUUAUCAUGGGUAGGAUAUAUCCAAGGUUAGGUGAGAAUGUUUAUUUUUAUAGUGUAUAGAUUAUUAUAAAUAAUACAUUUAUGUUUUGUACUGAUUUUUCUCUUACAUUAAAAGCUAUAUUUUAAAAGAAAAAA